UGGUGUUUUGAGUGGGUUGGAAGAAGCAGUUGCCAGGCUUGCUCGCUGAGGAGACAGUUUGGCUCUACUGAGGAGGAGUUGUUGUUUUCAGAGCAACCUGGAGCAACAGUGCUGCAAAGAAAUGGGCUAGUUAUUCUUCUUCUGGCAGAAUCUGAGCGACUAUUUUUACGCCGAAAAGUAGAGCUUCUGAAAAAAGCUGUGAUGGAAAAAAGGAUUUCAUUUCUCCUUGCUACCCUGCUUUGAAGGAUUCUUCGUAGAGGCCCCACCAGUACAGAACAGGUUCUUCAAAGUCAGCAUUAUGACUGAUGGGGACUACGACUACCUGAUCAAACUCCUGGCCCUGGGGGACUCUGGGGUUGGGAAGACCACCUUCCUGUACAGAUACACGGACAACAAGUUCAACCCCAAAUUCAUCACAACGGUUGGAAUCGACUUCCGGGAAAAACGGGUGGCUUACAAUAGCAGAGGGACUAAUGGAUCACCUGGGAAAGCCUUUAAAGUUCACCUGCAGCUCUGGGACACAGCUGGUCAAGAAAGAUUCAGAAGUCUCACGACAGCUUUUUUCAGAGACGCCAUGGGCUUCUUGUUAAUGUUUGAUCUCACCAGUCAACAGAGCUUCUUAAAUGUCAGAAACUGGAUGAGUCAACUACAAGCAAAUGCAUAUUGUGAGAAUCCAGAUAUAGUAUUAAUUGGAAAUAAAGCUGACCUGUCAGAUCAGAGGGAGGUCAAUGAAAGACAAGCAAGAGAUCUGGCCGACAAAUACGGCAUCCCAUACUUUGAAACGAGCGCAGCUACCGGCCAAAAUGUGGACAAGGCUGUCGAAACGCUCUUGGACUUGAUAAUGAAGCGCAUGGAACAGUGCGUGGACAAGACACAAGUGUCUGACACAGCCAAUGGGGGCAGUUCGGGGAAAUUGGAUUCGGCAAAAACGGAACAGAAGAGAUGCGCUUGUUGAUUUGGUUCCCCUGGACUAAGGAGAAUGAACGAGAAACCGCUAAAUUCAACCCUGGAACCUCCUCUGGGCCCCAUGUGGCCAUUGUUGUUGUCUGAAAGCAAGCCUAAUUUUUGAUGUUGAGAGAUUCAUGCUUCUGUGCUUGAGCAUAGGCUACUAUUACAGUGCCAUCUUCAUUUUUUUUAAAAAAAGGCCCUCCCUCAUCUUCUUGAUCCAGUUAGAGUAGUAUAUGGAGGAAAGACUUAUUCUGCGAAGAGGAUUGGUCAAUUUAUGGGAGAUACCUUUUUAAUAAGGCAAGGGGAUACCCUUGGAGACCCAGGCCAUCUCUUUAAAUCUUGUUGCCUUCUCUCACCAUGUACAUUAUGCAUUUCCUCCAGGUAGUUUGUAAAGAACUAAAGGAUAGGUAGUGUGGCUUGUAUUACCUUAGGGAAAGAAAAAUGCAAAGCAAGCUUUGUGGUCCUGUUUAGUCUACCGAUUUCCUGAUGAGCUCAGCAGUAGAAAGAAAUGAGUGGAAUCCUGUUUGGAAAUAAAAUGGGGGGGGGGCGUGUGCUGAAUUUACUAAGAUGAUCAAGUGGGACUGGAAGGAUGUAGGCUAAAGGAGGAAGGAGCCAGAAAUUCUGGCACUAUGUUGGAAAGUAGCACGUCUGUCCUACGAAGAAGCUGUAAACUAAAAGGUAUUAUCUGCCUUUGUUUAAAAAGUCUAGAAUAAGGGUGGCCUUUCCUGAGGUUACGUACAUGGGAAUGCUGGCUACUGUCCCUUGUCACUUUAGAAAAGUGUGAUGUUAAGGACUCCCCAGGGAUUUUUUUUUUUGAGCGGGGGAUGUAGAACAUCUACUGGGGUCAUAAAUGGGUGCAGUUAGCUUUCCUGAAUGCUCUUUCUUCCUAGUGUUGGGUUUUUAUUAUCCUUAAAAGUGGGUCAUUUUAUAAAUAGAAAGUGGUGCAUAGUGUUGAUUAGGCCCCGAUUAAAUAAAGUAUAGGGUUGGCACCUCAAAGCAUUAAUUGGUGGAUAUGUUUAAGUGAUAGAAGUAUCGGAGGUGUUUCUGGAACUGCCGGUUACGCCGCCUUCGAAGGGUCAAUGUACUUCCCAUAGCUGAGUUUAGGUCCGUGAUGUAUUAAAAUGUCUCUUUCUGAAAUAAAAAUUGAGCCAUUUC
Eublepharis macularius is the source of this 2103-nucleotide messenger RNA. It is a transcript of the gene RAB27B, whose product is annotated as RAB27B, member RAS oncogene family. Gene Ontology annotation, cellular component: secretory granule; melanosome. Gene Ontology annotation, biological process: positive regulation of exocytosis; melanosome transport. Gene Ontology annotation, molecular function: GTP binding; GTPase activity. The transcript is spliced from 8 exons. The coding region runs from base 299 to 955 and encodes 218 amino acids. Lineage: Eukaryota; Metazoa; Chordata; Lepidosauria; Squamata; Eublepharidae. The record is from RefSeq and is a predicted model, not a curated record.